Messenger RNA from Mustela lutreola (European mink), 1435 nucleotides. Its product is annotated as pericentrin-like. The transcript is spliced from 8 exons. NCBI's taxonomy places the organism in Eukaryota, Metazoa, Chordata, Mammalia, Carnivora, Mustelidae. Gene Ontology annotation, biological process: signal transduction. Bases 108 to 1013 code for a protein of 301 amino acids. Gene Ontology annotation, molecular function: molecular adaptor activity. The record is from RefSeq and is a predicted model, not a curated record.
GACAAUUAGCAACUGGACGUCAUCGAACGAGAAAGCCGUGACCUCCUUACUGCGCACGUUAGAGGAGCUCAAGUCUGAGCUAAGCACACCCGGUUCCUCCCAGGAAGAUGAGGGCAGAGCUGCAGACCCAGCUGGUGGACGUCCUCCUGAAGGACAACGACUCUCUGACCACAGCCUUGCGCACGGUGACGCAGGAGAAGGCGGAGCUGUGCCGGGCGGUGUCGCAGCUGGAGAAGUCGCUGAAGCAGCACCUGCUGCGGCGCGGCGUGUGCAGUAGGCCGGACAAGUCUGCAUGGAAGCAGGAUGGAGCGGGCUCGCAGAGCUCAGCGCGACAGCCAGACCCGGCACUGCCGGCGCCAGCCGCACGCGAGGAAGCCAGCAGCGGCAGCGUGCAGGUGGAGAAGUUGUACCUGCAUUACUUGAGAGCAGAAAGCUUCAGAAAAGCUCUGAUUUAUCAAAAGAAGUAUCUUCUGCUAUUGAUUGGCGGAUUCCAAGACUCUGAACAGGAAACGCUGUCCAUGAUCGCCCAUUUGGGAGUGUUUCCUUCCAAAGCAGAUAAGAAAAUUACACCUUCUCGCCCUUUUACGAAGUUUCGGACCGCCGUCAGGGUGGUGAUCGCGAUACUAAGGUUACGUUUCUUGGUUAAGAAGUGGCAAGAGGUAGAUCGUAAAGGGGCCAUCAUGCUGGGCCGAGCGCCCCGUCCAGCGGUGGCCGGGGAAGGAGUCCCGGUUCCACGCCAGCAGGCUCCACCCAAAACCAGCACGUCCCCGCCAACCCGGGACGUGUCCUCCAGCCACACCGGGGACCGUGUGCCCAAGGCCUCCCCGCGCAGGAGGGAAAGAUCCACUCCGUCCCCGGAUUCGAGAUCCGAAAGAUCCCUGGCUGCUUCUCAAGACCCCGAGCGUUCCUUGACGGAAUAUAUUCAUCAUUUGGAGAUGGUCCAGCAGAGACUGGCCGGGGCCCCUCCAGAUUCUGCUUCAAAGAGAUCCUGCCGCCAGAAGACAAAACAGUGAAUAAAAUCCUUGUGCCUCUUACCAUAACAAUUCCAUUUGAGGAAAAGAUUUAUUUUUCCCCUUUUCUCAAGGAAGACGCGUGGCGUGGCGUGGCGUGGCCUGCGCUCAGUGCCUGGUCUCCUCCCGUGCCUGAGAUGCCAGCCCCAAGAGCCGCUCACGGGGCGUCCCCACCUCCCUGUGAUGCUGGAGAGCCCAGUGGAGGAUGUUCUGUACGACGGCCGUGUGUUUUAGCUCCUCACCUUCCGACGGUGGCGUGCGCGCCCGGGGUGACUGACGCCCGUCCUGCUCGGUGUGAGCGGCCAGAGCUGUCCGGCUGGCCGCCGCGUUGUUGAUUGUCUUAAAGUGUACAGAUGGGAACUUGGUUUAAAAACAGAAACACCCCAAGAACAAAAAGAAUAAAAUCAAGCACUAUUUUAUUGUGA